UUGGACUUCGCGUCCAUUCCAGAUGCCAUGUGUGGGCAGUACGACCUGGUGCUGGGCAGCGAUAUUGUGUACGACCACACCAUUGCUAGCCACGUGGCCCCGGCACUCGCGCGGCUUCUGCGUACCGGCGGAAUGGCCUUCCUAUGCUGCGAGCGGCACCGCGACGGCAUGGUGUCCUUUGUUGACAUCAUUCAGGCAAAGAUGGCGGGGUCGCUGGAGGUGGUGGCAACUCACGCAGACGCGCAGGCGUUACUGCAGCAGCUGCAGAUGAUCCCUGGGCUCACGUCCACGGCGUGCUCUCUGGUGGUGCUUCGCCGCCGCUGA
Messenger RNA from Trypanosoma rangeli, 324 nucleotides. RefSeq lists its product as uncharacterized. The annotation marks the transcript as partial. The record is from RefSeq and is a predicted model, not a curated record. The transcript has a single exon. Lineage: Eukaryota; Euglenozoa; Kinetoplastea; Trypanosomatida; Trypanosomatidae.